This is a messenger RNA of Malania oleifera, 3182 nucleotides long. RefSeq names its product EIN3-binding F-box protein 1-like. Bases 425 to 2380 code for a protein of 651 amino acids. Gene Ontology annotation, cellular component: SCF ubiquitin ligase complex. The transcript has 2 exons. Gene Ontology annotation, molecular function: protein binding. Lineage: Eukaryota; Viridiplantae; Streptophyta; Magnoliopsida; Santalales; Ximeniaceae. Gene Ontology annotation, biological process: SCF-dependent proteasomal ubiquitin-dependent protein catabolic process. The record is from RefSeq and is a predicted model, not a curated record.
GUUUCUGGUUUUGAUUUGGUGGGUUGAGUGGGCGUGGGGGUGUGGAAUACAACGAGGAAGCCCCACUUUGCUGAAUGGAUUCAUUGCACUUGGGUUUUCUUACAGUGUAUUGUCAUGUACACAAACUUCCGCACCUCCUUCCCAAUAAUAAAACCUUCAUGCCUGUAACAUUCCUUCUUCAGCGGAGGUCGUUCCUCACUCCUCUCUUCCUUUCUCAUCUUCUUCUCCCCUCUUUUUGCCCUAUCUGAUAGGGUUUUUUGUUGCAGCUUUCUCCCCUCUUUCUCAUGCAUUCAUCCCCAAAAUUUCUUGAGCUUGGCUUCUCGGUCUUCUGCUUCGCGGCUGUUCUCCUUUUUGCUCUCUUCGGAGGGUUUUGUACUGCCGAACGGCGUAUUCCAAGUCUUCCGGGGACUUCUCAGCUGCUCUCAUGUCUAAGGUCUUUGAUUUCACUGAUGGUGCUUUUUGCCCUGGGGUUUCAAUAUACUCAAAGCCCAAGGAGCCAAGCCUCUUUUUGUCCCUUGGGAGCCAUGUUGAUGUGUACUUUCCUUCUUGCAAGAGGCCUCGCAUUAGUGCUCCUCUUUUUUUCAGUGGAGAUGGGUCUGAGCAGAAGAAGCUUAGCUCCAUUGAAGUUCUUCCUGAUGAAUGCCUAUUUGAGAUCUUCAGACGCCUACCCAGUGACCAAGAGAAAUGUGCCUGUGCUUGUGUUUCUAAGCGCUGGCUUAGGCUUCUAAGCAACAUCUGUAGCAGUGAAUUCUGCAACAAGAAAAUUACCAAAACUUUGAAUACCGAGGAAAAAUUGAUUUCAAGUGAGGGGACAUUUAAGUUUGAUGAUCAGGAAAUUGUGAGGGAUGGGUAUCUUUCAAGGUGUUUGGAAGGGGAAAAAGCAACUGAUGUCAGACUUGCUGCCAUUGCUGUUGGAACUGCUUGUCGUGGAGGAUUAGGAAAGCUCUUGAUCCGAGACAGCAAUCCUCGCGGGGUGACAAAUCUUGGUCUCAGGGCUGUUGCCCAUGGCUGCCCUUCUCUAAGGGUUCUCUCUCUUUGGAAGGUAGCCUCUGUUGGAGAUGAAGGUAUAUUUGAGAUUGCUAAAGGCUGUCAUAUGUUAGAGAAGCUUGACCUUUGUCAGUGUCCAGCAAUUACUGACAAAGCUUUGAUUGCAAUUGCAAAGAAUUGCCCUAAUUUGACAGAUUUAACAAUUGAAUCUUGUUCAAACAUUGGGAAUGAAAGUUUGCAAGCUGUUGGACGUUGGUGCCCUAAGUUGAAGUCCAUUUCAAUUAAAGAUUGCCCUCUUGUUGGGGAUCAAGGAAUUGUGAGUCUGUUGACGUCAGCAUCAUAUACCUUGACAAAGAUAAAGCUUCAUGCAUUAAACAUCACUGAUGUUUCCCUUGCUGUUGUUGGACACUACGGCAAAGCCGUCACUGAUCUAGUCCUUUCUGGUAUCCAGAACGUUAGUGAGAGGGGCUUUUGGGUCAUGGGCAAUGGUCAUGGUCUGCAGAAGCUGAAGGUUUUCACAAUUAUAUCCUGCCAAGGUGUGACAGAUGUUGGGCUUGAAGCUGUUGGGAAGGGUUGCCCAAAUCUAAAACAAUUCUCCCUCCAUAAAUGUGCAUUCUUAUCUGACAAUGGUCUGGUGUCUUUUGCCAAAGCUGCAGGAUCACUUGAGAUACUCCAGCUUGAGGAGUGCCACCGGAUCACCCAUCGUGGGUUUUUGGGUACCCUUAUUAGCUGUGGUAUGAAGCUGAAAUCACUUGCUUUGACAAAUUGCUUAGGGAUUAAGGAUGUAGCUUUAACAUUGCCUCACAUGUCUCCUUGCAAAUCUCUUCGUUCGUUGUCUAUCCGUAGCUGUCCUGGAUUUGGGAAUGCUAGUUUGGCAAUGUUGGGGAAGUUAUGUCCUCAAUUGGAGUGUUUGGACUUGAGUGGACUCAAUGAAAUCUCUGAUGCUGGGGUUCUCCAUCUGACUGAAAGCUGUGAAGCUGGUUUGGUAAAGGUUAAUCUGAGCAGUUGUGUGAAUAUUACAGAUGAAGUUGUUUUGAGCAUCGCUAAGCUGCAUGGUGGGACUCUUGAACUGCUGAAUGUUGAUGGUUGUGGGAAGAUUACAGAUUCAAGCCUCAUGGCAAUUGCAGAAAACUGCAUGUUGCUAAGUGAUCUUGAUGUUUCAAAGAGCGCAAUCUCUGAUUUGGGCAUUGCUGCCCUGGCUUGUGCAAAGCAGCUCAAUUUGCAAAUCCUUUCCAUCUCAGGUUGCUCUUUGAUUACAGAGAGAAGCUUGUUUUUCUUGGGAAAAUUAGGUCAGACCCUUAUGGGGUUGAACCUCCAGCAUUGCAAUGCAGUCAGCAGCAGUAAGGUUGACCUUCUAGUGGAGCAGCUAUGGAGGUGUGAUAUCCUUUCCUGAGCCAGGAUGGAAAAGAUAGCCUGCUUCCCGAAUUAUAUCCCAGAUCCCGAGAAGGGUGAAAUAUUCAGGAAGUACAAGUUCUAGUUAGUUUUUAUGGUAGCAGUAGUGAUUUGUUUUGUUUUUGGGUCCAUCAGUUGGGUCUUCUGUUGUCGGGUACCCCGGUUCAUUUUUCCAGCGAUGAUGGCCUAUUACUCCCCUUUUUUUUUUUGUGGGUUUCCUAGUCAAUUGGGAAUCUGUGACAAAGUGUUUUGGCUCCCAAUUAUAGGACCCUGCAUUCCCCAUGGCCAUAUUUCCCUGAGAUCAUUGAAGCCGGGAUUGUCAGUACCUGGUGUUUUUAGCUUUUGCAAAGCAUUGGUUAGACCUUCAUGCAAAAGCUUUCAUCCCCUUAGUCUUUUAAUUUGUCUGUUUUUGAGUCUGUCCACUAUCCCUUUUACAGUGUCUUCCACUCUUUUGAACUCCUCAGGUUCUGCACAUUGUGGUUGGGGCUCUGUUUUCCUUGUAGGGUGGGUUGAAGAUUCCUCUAGGUAAGUCAUCUGUUGCCAUCGUUGCUCUUGGCAGUUUGAACGAUGGUGCCUCGUGGUCGUGGGCUUUGGCCAUGGUAGCAUGUUGUUUCGGUCUGCCAUGACACCCCUUGUAUGGGGGUUUUUUUUUUCCAAGCCCUAGUUUUGCAGGCAUCAUUUGUUCGAGCACUGCCCUCUGCGACGAUGUUAUGUUGUAAUGCCAUUAGAACUCAACUUCUGUGUUGUAUGGAUUUUCGUCCUACUUCAGAAUGAUAAAUAAAAUCUGCGAUCUGUUUAUUCUA